AUGGCGCCAACAAGAACCGACUCAAGCUCAUUCGACGACGACCGUCAGAAUUCGGGACCAAGUUCCGAGAUGCCAUUCAGAAAACCCCCUAAUACAGAUGAGAGAUUUCCAAUCUGGCACAGACCUGAUGUGCACGAGAAUCCAGGACCCGAUUUCCAAAUGGCGAUCGAAGAAUGUCCUGUUACAGAGGAGAGACUGCCAUUUUGGCAGGACGACACUUGCGAGGAGGGGUUUCCAAUUGGGAAGCACAGAAGUGAGCGGUUGCGUCAAGCAGACGGUAUUGUUUCUCCCCGCGAUACCUACAACGGUUUUCGUCGUCUCGGCUGGAGCCCUCUGCUCGCAAUCGGCUCAGCCAUGAUCAUCAAUAGCAUCUUCUCAUAUCCGACUCUCCCCCCAGGACAAUUGAUUCCAGAUUUCAAGCUCAGAAUCCACACAGAGAGAAUUCAUAAAGGCAAACACGGUAGUGAUUCCGGAACUUUUGAUCACGAAGGACGUUUUAUCCCUCAGCAUUUUGAAGAUCUCUUCAGUAAAUAUGCAGGGCGGGAUAAGCAGGAUAUUACUAAGGCGGAGAUUUUUGCGUACGUCAAGAGUCAGAGAAACGUUUUGGAUGUGAUAGGUUGGGCAGCUGCGCUUUUGGAAUGGAGCGCAACGUGGCAUUUGUUGUCGCCUAAAGAUGGAAAGAUGAAGAAAGAUGAUAUCAGGAGAAUUUAUGAUGGAAGUCUUUUCUAUGAAAUUGCAGCUAGAAGGGAGAAGGAAUCUCGGGAGAAGGAAUCUCAACGAUGA
Botrytis sinoallii is the source of this 783-nucleotide messenger RNA. RefSeq lists its product as uncharacterized. The record is from RefSeq and is a predicted model, not a curated record. The coding region runs from base 1 to 783 and encodes 260 amino acids. Lineage: Eukaryota; Fungi; Ascomycota; Leotiomycetes; Helotiales; Sclerotiniaceae. Gene Ontology annotation, molecular function: calcium ion binding; monooxygenase activity. The transcript has 3 exons.